AUGUUCCAUGCUACUGAUACCGUUCUCGAGAAGACUAGUAUGGAGUAUCAAUACGCGUGGAGCUCAAAGGGCCAUAUCACAUUCUCGGGUGAUAAAAUUCCAUCGGACGAAAGUGCUAUAGUGAUUAGCAACCAUCAAUCUUUUUCGGAUUUUUACAUGUUGCAUUCAGUUGCAAUACGUAGAAAUAUGUUACCACAUGUCAAAUAUUUCGCAAAAGAUUCCUUGAAAUAUGCACGUAUUUGCUUUUCAUUUAUGGUUCAUAAUGACGAAAGCCAACUUAAGAAGAUAUUCAAAACUAUUAAAGCCUAUGCAGCACCGAUUUGGAUAGUUAAUUUUGUCGAAGGAACAAGAUUGACUUCAAAGAAGUUGUUGGAGGGUCAAAGAUUUGCAAAGGAACGUGGUUUACCAAUUUUACGAAAUCUGUUAGUGCCCCGUACAAAGGGAUUUGUAGCAUGCAUUCGUCAUUUACGAAAUGCUCAUGUACAAUAUGUUUACGGUACUAGACAUUAUUUUUAUAUUAUUCUUAACUCUGAAAACUUGGAGAUAACUUAUAAUCAUUAUUUAUAUUUAGAUUUUACAAUUGCAUACCGUCAUAUUACCCAAGGACUUCAAUUUCCACCAAAUCUCCUACAAGUUCAUUCAUACUCACCUCUCUCACCGCCAUGGACAUUCCAUGUCCAUAUAAGACGAUAUGCAAUUAAAGAUUUGCCCCAAGAAGAUGAAAAGUUGAGUGAAUGGGUUAGACAAAUUUUUGUGGAGAAAGAUGCUUUGUUGGAAGAUAUGAAAACACGGUGGACGCAGAGCGAAAAGUUGGAAGGUGUUAGGGAAGAAAGAUAUUUUUAA
Molecule: messenger RNA, 843 nt
Organism: Racocetra persica
Lineage: Eukaryota; Fungi; Glomeromycota; Glomeromycetes; Diversisporales; Gigasporaceae
Source: the annotation of a GenBank genome assembly